AUGGCGUCGACACAGACCGCGCUGCCGUUCCUCACGCGCAACUACUCAAACACACAACAAUAUCAAGCUUCCAACGGCCCCUGGCCCAGUCGUCGGACUUCACUCUCCAGUUUCCCUGCCUCGAGAUCACCCUCGCAAAUGUCAAACAAUUCCCGCCCCUCACGAUCCCCUCAACCGCCGCCUAUCGCCGAGACAGACCGCUCCUCGAACCCCAGCUCCAAGUCCAAGACUCCUUCCACCGGCGUGUCGUCACAACACUCCUCGUUGUCCGCCCCGCGGCGUUACAACCCUGACGCGCACCCUCCUCGCAGGUUGCGUUCACAGUACCCGCGGAGCUCGACCGAGAACCAUGUCGAGUACAUCUUGGUCGCUUCUUUCGACAUCGACCGGGGUCCGGUUAUGGAACACCAGUACCCCGUCUCCAUAACAGGCGAUGAGCACAUGUUAGCGGAGCUCAUGCUUCCCGAUCAGGCCCACGUACGGAAUCAGGACUGGACGAUUUUCUUCUUGCACAAGGACACGAGCCAAGAAGAAGAGGACGAGGAACGCAAGGCGAAGGAGGCCAGGAAAAAGAGACGGAAGAGGUUGCGCGACAGGGCGGCUGGAAUUAUUGACGAGGAAGCCGAUGGUGAAGAUCUAGGGGAUGAAGAGGAUCUGGACGACUUGGACGACUAUGACGACGACGACUCAGCAGACGACGAACCUGAAGGAGGAGAAGGGCCGCCGCUGAUUUACGUGUUGAAUUUGGUCAACACGAAACAAGACAAGACGGUCAAGAGAGGUGCUGUAGUUAAGGCAAUGGCCAUCUGCACCAGGCAUCCAUUCUUGCACAUCUACAAGCCCCUUCUCCUGCUGGCAUUGGAUGAGUACUUCAAAGCGCCGGUCCCUGAGACCUUGGCCAUGUUGUACGAUGCCGUGAACGCUAUGGACCUAUCUCUCAUGCCGAAACUCAGCCUGCUCGAAAGGCAUCUGCUACAGGCCAGUGACAAUAAAGACCUCUUUGUGGAGAAGUUUGAGCAGAUGAUCCAAAUGCGGAUGGCUGAAGAUCGCGGUGAACACGUCUCCGAUCAGCUAUUCGAUGCAAGUCGGGAACCUGCGAAAUUGCCAGGUGUUUCGAGAAAAGGAACAAAGGCCCAUAUUGAACUUGGAUCGACAUAUUCGGUUCCAAGAGACACUCACGAGUUCGAAAGCAAAGUCAUGUACAAGGGGAUUCCAAUCCCCAUCAAGGUCCCUGUUGCCGUCAUGCCAGAAACCGUCGGGGAUUUCUCAUUGAUCAAGCUGAUUCAGAAGUUCUCAGAGCCUCAAGGCAAAGCGCCACAACCGUUCCCCUUGCAUGCUCAACUGACAACAAACGGUCCCAAUACCCACCCCAUCGUUGUCUUGGUCAAUGCACUGUUGACGCAAAAGCGGGUGAUCUUUCUUGGUCACAAUAUGCCCUCAGGAGAGGUUGCAGAGGCAGUCUUGGCGGCCUGCGCCUUGGCAUCCGGCGGCACACUUAGAGGCUUUACGCGACACGCAUUCCCUUACACAGAUUUAACCAAGAUCGACGACCUCCUCAACGUACCCGGCUUUAUUGCUGGAGUCACGAACCCGACAUUCGAACUGCAUCCUGAGUGGUGGGAUGUGCUCUGCGAUCUCCCAACGGGACGUGUCAAGAUCAGUAGUAAGAUUGAGGCAGCGCCGGUAACAGAGGGCAUGGUAUACUUUCAGCAGCAAAACCCAUCGUAUGCGGGCCUCGUUGGAGGCACAUCCAAGGUUGCGGCCGAAAGCGACCUCACUGGAGACGCAGCAUUUAUGCAGGAUAUCCUCAGGAGCAUUGCAGCGAGGCACGGUGAGAGAGUAAUUCGGGCCAAGUGGCGAGACUGGGUGAUUAAGUUCACCCGCAUCGCAGCCGCUUUCGAAGAGAGCGUAUAUGGCGCGAGCGCUCUCUACAUUGGCGGCGACGAACUAGAAAUGGGUCCCAUUGGCAAGAACGGGCACGGCUACGUGUGGCCAGACGAGCAGUCGAAACACAAGGAACUUGCGGGCAACGUGACAAGAAUCGAAGGCUGGAGGAACACGAGGAGCUACUACAGCUUUAUCCAGGAUCUCGCACAGAUGUACCAGGUUAGGCCGCUCAAGGGCCUCGACUUGCACCACAUGCAUGACCGAUUACGCACGCAGCGGCUUAACCCGAUGCAAAGCAAGGAAAUUUACGUAUCCUUUUCCAAAUACGUCCACUCUUACGACGAGAUCUGCCUGCUUUUGACCGUCGCGCCAGAGUCCCACGCCGGGCUGUUCUACGUCGCCUUGGGCCUCUUCCACAAGGACCGCGAGGUGCGCCUCAAGACGGCGGACCUGCUGGAGCGCAUCGGCGAGCACGAGGCCGGGCAGCACUGGUGGAAGGCGCUCAGCCGAUUCGAGAAGCUGGCGUACAACCGCAUACGCAAGGAGGCGGAUGCGGAGAUGCGGGCGAAGCUCGAGAAGGAGGGCUUGAGUCCUGAGGUGGAGAGACGAAUCAGUUAG
Molecule: messenger RNA, 2505 nt
Organism: Colletotrichum truncatum
Lineage: Eukaryota; Fungi; Ascomycota; Sordariomycetes; Glomerellales; Glomerellaceae
Product: spindle pole body interacting protein
Biological process (GO): actin cortical patch localization
Cellular component (GO): plasma membrane
Source: RefSeq, a predicted model, not a curated record